AUGGAUAGUGCCGGGAAACGUGAAACUCGUCCACCCGAUCGACUGCUCGACGCUCUAUUGAACUCUAACAAGAUCAAAACAGUUCCCGUAACCAUGACCACUACGGUCACUACUUCGAACCCACCUACGAUAACCACGACAGCUCCGUCAAUGCCUGGUAACCCUUCAGCCAAUCAUCAACCCAAAACCACAUCCUUAGAAAAACCUGGAUCGGAUCCGGGUGUUCAGGCGAUGCUCAGGCAGGUGAUGACCGACCUUGCCAAAAACCAUGCCCAGACUACAGCAAAAGUUGAGAAACUACAUCUAGGAACCGAAGAAAAAUUUACUCAGUGUCUUAAUCAAUACCACCUAACAGAUACUCGACUGGCAAAAUUAGAAGACGACAACGUAGAACUCACAGCUCAAGGUCUCCAACAAGCCACUACCAACAGUAAUGUGUCCGGUCGACUUACAACACUCGAAGACGAUAUUGUACACAUGAGAAAUGACGUAUCCCGGCUAGUUGAUCAAUAUCGAGUAUCUAACAAUCCGGAUUUAUCACAUAUUUUGAAACCGACACCUCUGUCAUCCACCUCAGCUGAAAAUUGUUCAGCCAAUUAUAACACAUCAUCGAUACCUCCGGCGUUUCCAUCGGUAAACCAACCAGCUGGUAAUUUGACGAUGUUUGAUUCAGCGCGAUCAUCUUUUCUUGGGCCUCAAGAACGUUUUCAAGAUGCCGUGGCUGAAUUUUCCGGACAAAUUGAAGUUCUUCAUCCAGAAAAGUUUAUCGCCCAAGUUGACGCCUAUUUCGAAAGUGUAUUCGUAUCACCUGCUCAGCAACUCAUAUCUGCUCAACGUCGCUUAGUCGGAGAUGCGCAAGUCUGGUAUGAAUCACUGAUCCCAUCGCCCGAACGUAUGCUGAAUUCCGUCUAUCUUUCCGCCAACAUUUUUGGUCUUCAGCCACCCAACGUAAGGCCCGAAAUGAAGUCUUCCGCCCCUAUCAGUAUACCCGAUACGAUGGUUUAG
Messenger RNA from Macrosiphum euphorbiae (potato aphid), 1005 nucleotides. The record is from the annotation of a GenBank genome assembly. NCBI's taxonomy places the organism in Eukaryota, Metazoa, Arthropoda, Insecta, Hemiptera, Aphididae.